AUGAAGGUACAAAGUGCUUUCCUCUGGAUCCUGGGCACACUGCUGAUCCUGUCCUUAGGGCAGAGUCUUGGUCUCAGGAGAUGUCUCAUUUCUGUGGACAUGCGCCAUCUAGAAAGGAGUUUCCAGGAAAUCAAAAGGACUUUGCAAAACAAGGAUGUCUUCCAAAAUGUCACCAUCUUGUCCACACUGCAAAGUCUGCAGGGCAUUAAGCCCAUAGAUGUGUGCUGCGUGACCAGGAACCUCCUGGCAUUCUACAUGGACAAAGUGUUCAAGGAUCAUCAGGAGCCAAACCCCCAGAUCCGGAGACAGAUCAGCAGCAUUGCUAACUCUUUCCUCCACACGCAGAAAACGCUGCAGCAAUGUGAGCAGAGAUGGUGCCACUGUAGUCAGGAAGCCACCAAUGCCACUAGCAUCAUCCAGGACAACUACGAUCAGCUGGAGGUCCGUGCUGCCGCCAUUAAAUCCCUGGGUGAGCUUGACAUCUUUUUAGCCUGGAUCAACAAGAAUCACCAGGAAACUUCCCAUGUUCAACACCAAGUUCCUGUGUAAUUAUCCAAGAAUGAACAUCUCCGGAGAGGUUUCUUAUGAUUAUGGCAGACUUUAAAAGGGAGAAGCCUCCCUGCUGAUUUGGGAGUCUCUCCUUUGGGGUUAGGGAAAGAAAAUGAGUUUGGGCCAAUCUCACCCUGCAAAUGAAAAAUCUCAUGGGCUGGUCUCCGGCUGUCUGAUCCCACCUGAAAAUAGCCAAGUAGUCUGUUAUUUUAUUUAUAAUGACCUAUACCUUCCAGGUUCUGGGAGCUAGCCUGGAAGGAAAUGAUCCGAUUCCCAUUAACUUAUUGUAAAGUCAUGUCUUCUGUAGUUUACGUGGGGCCGACUGACUUGUCUGAAUAAACGCCAUGCUUUA
Molecule: messenger RNA, 901 nt
Organism: Dipodomys spectabilis (banner-tailed kangaroo rat)
Lineage: Eukaryota; Metazoa; Chordata; Mammalia; Rodentia; Heteromyidae
Gene: Il19
Product: interleukin 19
Exons: 5
Coding region: 1-549 (182 amino acids)
Source: RefSeq, a predicted model, not a curated record